AUGUCACGCAAAGCCGUAGAACCCGCGAAAAAGGAACAGAAUGAAUAUAUUCCGGCCUUUAUCUCGAAGAAGCCAUUUUACUUAGAGUCAGCAGACAGCGAGAAUGACUAUCUAGAGCAUCAGCGCCUCCAGAGCUCGGCGCCUGACCAGUCUAAAUGGUAUGACCGUGGCAAGCGGCCUGGACCGGCGGCCACCAAGUUCCGCAAGGGCGCAUGUGAGAAUUGUGGAGCAAUGACACACAAAACUAAGGAAUGUCUAAGCAGACCACGUGCCAAGGGUGCGAAAUGGACUGGUAAAGACAUUCAAGCCGAUGAAUCUGUGCAAGACGUUCAGCUGAACUGGGAUGCGAAACGAGAUCGGUGGAACGGCUAUGAUGCAGGAGAGUACCGGCAUGUCGUGGAAGAAUUUGAGGUGCUCGAGAGCUUGAAGAGUAAAUUGAAGGGAGAAAAAAGGAGGGAUGGUGUCGCAUUGAUGGCGAACAACGAAGACGGGGAUCAGCAGUCUGAAGAGGAAGAAGCGAAAUAUGCUGAAGAAUCUGACAUGGGCAGGCAACAAAGUAAUGCUACGAGAAACCUGCGACUUCGAGAAGAUACAGCAAAAUAUCUGCUAAACCUCGAUCUCGACUCUGCUAAGUACGAUCCUAAAACAAGAUCGAUGGUGGAUAUGGGAGCUCAAGCCGACCAGGCUGCUGCUCUAGUUGCCGAAGACAACUUCAUGCGUGCAUCAGGGGACGCAGCAGAAUUUGAGCGAGCACAGAAGUAUGCGUGGGAAACUCAAGAAAGGGGAGACAAGAAUAAACUGCACCUACAAGCCAAUCCCACAUCUGGCGAAUACCUCAGGAAGAAAGACCAGGAAGAGAAAACGGUGAAACGCGAAGCACAAAGAAAGUUAUUGUUGGAUAGGUAUGGCGGCGAACAAUAUUUGCAGCCGUCUCAAUUACGCAAUAUGGCUGUCAUUGAAAACGAUAGGUAUGCUGAGUAUGACGAGACUGGAAUGAUCAAGGAUGCCGCGAAGCUGGAGACCAAAUCGAAAUACCCAGAGGACAUCUAUCCGAACAACCAUGCAUCUGUGUGGGGAAGCUGGUGGUCGGAAUAUCAAUGGGGUUAUGCUUGUUGUCAUUCAACCGUCAAAAAUAGCUACUGCACUGGUGAGGAGGGCAAGCAAGCUUUGGAGAUGAAUUGCAAUGCGCGAGCUGAGAAAAGCAAUGGCGAUUUCUCCCUCGAGCAAAAGGAUCGAGAUAAGCUUGGACACCAACCACAAGUAGUUGCCAAGCAGGAGGAAGUAUUGAAUGCACUUGCUAAAAAGCGGACUUUACUAGAAAUGAAAGGCGGAAUCACCGAGGAAGAAAUGGAAGCGUACAAGAGAUCAAAAGCGAUUGAGAACGACCCGAUGGCAAAUUUGCUGGGGAAUGAUGGGCUUUUGCGAUCUUGA
Molecule: messenger RNA, 1431 nt
Organism: Bacidia gigantensis
Lineage: Eukaryota; Fungi; Ascomycota; Lecanoromycetes; Lecanorales; Ramalinaceae
Gene: SLU7
Product: mRNA splicing protein
Exons: 1
Coding region: 1-1431 (476 amino acids)
Biological process (GO): mRNA splicing, via spliceosome
Cellular component (GO): spliceosomal complex
Molecular function (GO): pre-mRNA 3'-splice site binding
Source: RefSeq, a predicted model, not a curated record